GUUCUUCCUGCGGUCGGCGACGGAUCUAGGGUUUUCGGUCUCGGCGAUGAAGCGAUCCUGAAGUCCGAAGCGGAUCGGAUCCCGUCGGUGGAUCGUCGAUCGUUUGAAGCCUCCUGAUCGAGUUCUGCGCUGCUCGUCGUGUCGGUGGAUCUUUUGGGGGUGGUUUCUUGGAUUCUCUCUUCAGAUCGGUGGCUGUUGAAGGCGGUUCCUUUGAUUUCGUCAAUUGGAUUGGUGGAUCUUUGCGUUGAUCGUGCGGUUUCUUCAAUUGGAUCGCUCGAUCUCAGGGGGGAUCUAGGGUUUCUGGAAGAGAGCGUGGUCUGCUUCUUCUUCGAGGAUAAAGAAAAGAGAUAAAUAGUUGUAUUCUGUUUGUUCUAGUUUGAUAUAAGGCCUGCUUUUAUCCCAGGCCUUCUAUCUAUUCUAUUAUUCUGCUCAAUUUUAAGGGAAAAAACAAAGUUAUUUCUGUGGUUUAGUACUUUUUAUUGCGAUUUAGAUUAGUAGGGGAAAUUUUGGAGAGGAGAAAAAAAAUGGCUGUCUACUAUAAGUUCAAAAGUGCUAAGGACUAUGAUUCUAUUCUGAUUGAGGGGCAAUUUAUCUCUGUUGGUAAUCUGAAAGAACGGAUUUUUGAAUCUAAGCAUUUGGGGAGGGGAACUGAUUUCGACCUAAUGAUCUCCAAUGCUCAGACCAAUGAAGAGUAUGUUGAUGAGGCUGCAAUGAUUCCUAAAAAUACUUCGGUGUUGAUUCGUCGUGUCCCAGGAUGUCCUCGGAUGCCUAUUGUUACUGAACCAGACGAGCCAAAAGUAGUGGACAAUAAGGCAGAGGAACUUCCACCUCAGAGUAGUAUGUUUGUUGGCGACUCAUCUGCUACCAUGAAUAAUCCUGAAGAAUCUGAAUGGGACGUAUUUGGCAAUGAUUUGUAUGCUCCUGAAGUGGUCCCUACUCAGUCAGGUAAUCCAGGUGUAGAUGUCUCUUCUGCUAGUAGGAUUGAUGAAGACGACAAGCUUAAGGCAUUAAUUGAAACGCCUGCACUUGAUUGGAGCCGUCAAGGACAAGAUGGCUUUGGCGGUAGAGGCUUUGGAAGAGGCUUUGGGAGAGGGAUGAUGGCUGGUCGUGGCUUUGGUCGUGGUGGGUUUGAAAGGAAGACACCUCCUCCCGGAUACACCUGUCACCGAUGCAAAGUUCCUGGGCAUUUUAUUCAGCAUUGCCCUACAAAUGGCGAUCCAAAUUAUGAUGUUAGAAAGGUUAAACCACCUACUGGUAUCCCAAAGUCAAUGUUGAUGGCCACUCCUGAUGGCUCUUAUGUAUUGCCUAGUGGUGCAGUUGCUGUUUUAAAGCCAAAUGAAGCUGCGUUUGAGAAGGAAAUUGAGGGAAUGCCUUCUACCCGACCAGUCAGUGAUCUUCCACCUGAACUACGGUGUCCGCUCUGUAAGGAAGUUAUGAAAGACGCUGUAUUAACUAGCAAAUGCUGCUUCAGGAGCUUCUGUGACAAGUGUAUCAGGGACUACAUAAUUAGCAAGUCAAUGUGUGUUUGUGGAGCCACAAAUAUAUUAGCAGAUGACCUUCUUCCCAACAAAACGCUGCGAGAAACCAUUAGUCGCAUAUUGGAGUCAACAACUAGUAGUACGGAGAAUGUUGGAAGCUUAGUACAAGUUCAAGAUAUGGAAUCUGCUCGUCACGUCCCUCCCCCUCCCAAAGUGCCAUCACCGUCUCUUUCUGGUGCUUUGAAAGACGAACCUAAGCAGACAUCUCCUAUCCAGCAUUCAUCAGAUGUUAAGGUAAAAGAAGCUGAUGCUGCAAGUGAAGGAAAGGCUGUCAACACAGUGACGAAUUCUUUGGAGAAGAGAACUGCAAAAAAAACCGAGCAACCUGAACCAACACCUGAAUCAAUGAGUACCAAAGAGCCAAUAUCUCCAGAGAGUGCUCCAGUGCCUGAAGAGGGCCAGGAAAAGUCUCUUGGUGCUGAGCAAGGAAAGAAGAAAAAAAAGAAAAAAGCACGCGUACCUCCAAGUGGUACUGAUAUGCAAUGGAGAGGUUUUCAAGAGCUUGCACCUGAAAACCAUUCUGGGAUGCCUCUAGGACCUCAAGCCCAAGCCUACAACCCUUACUGGGGUGGGGGAAUGCCAAUGGCGUUUGACGGAUUUAUGGCGCCAUUUGGUGGUGCCAUGCCUUAUAGUAUGGGUUACGCUCCAGGUCCUUUUGAUGUUCCUUUCGGUGCAAUGCUACCACCAGAUCCAUUUGCAGCGCAGGGCUAUAUGAUGCCACCUCUUCCUCCGAGGGACCUCUCUGAGUUAGGAUUUAAUGGUAUGAUCAUGAAUAAAGCAGCUCCAAUGAGCAGGGAGGAAUUUGAGGCGAGGAAAGCUGAUAUCAGAAGGAAGCGUGAAUUUGAGCGUCUUAAUGAAAGGUACAAUCACCUGAUGUUUUUUUAGUAUAGUGGGUUUCCA
This is a messenger RNA of Asparagus officinalis (garden asparagus), 2438 nucleotides long. RefSeq names its product E3 ubiquitin ligase PQT3-like. Lineage: Eukaryota; Viridiplantae; Streptophyta; Magnoliopsida; Asparagales; Asparagaceae. The transcript is spliced from 13 exons. Bases 525 to 2423 code for a protein of 632 amino acids. Gene Ontology annotation, biological process: protein ubiquitination; ubiquitin-dependent protein catabolic process; mRNA processing. Gene Ontology annotation, molecular function: nucleic acid binding; ubiquitin protein ligase activity; zinc ion binding. The record is from RefSeq and is a predicted model, not a curated record. Gene Ontology annotation, cellular component: nucleus.